AUGGCUACCGUCCUAGCACGCAACACGAUCGAGAUCAGCAAGGAGCAUGCCACAGUGACAGGCCAGCAGAUCUUUGCGGACUCCUCGAAGGAAGAGCUCAGCGCCGAAGUUGAUACUCAUGGACAGAAUCUAGGCGUCCCUGCCGAAGAAAAGCGCUUCUGGUGGCAGCGAGGCAAGAGCUACGACCCGAAUGCAAUCGCAACACUGCCAUCGGUCUACGACGACCCAGAAACAGCAAAGCUCUACCAACCUCGCUCCGACUGGGAGAAUCUGCACCGCUUCGACCCGUCUGCUCGCUGGACAUGGGGCGAAGAGUAUGCAGUCUUGCGGAAGAUUGACCUCAAGAUCAUGAUCUUCGCUUGCAUCAUGUUCAUGUCGCUCGAGCUUGAUCGUGCAAACAUCCAGCAGGCUGUGACUGACAAUUUUCUCGAAGACCUUGGAAUGGAUACAAAUGACUACAAUUGGGGCAACACGGUCUUCAAGCUGAGCUUCCUCUGCGCCGAGCUCCCUUCGCAACUGGUUUCGAAAUGGAUCGGACCUGACCGUUGGAUUCCGGCACAGAUGGUGCUGUGGUCUAUCGUCGCCGCUUCUCAGUUUUGGCUCAGCGGACGCAGCAGCUUCCUGACCUGCAGAGCUCUGCUUGCCCUUCUGCAAGGCGGCUUCAUCCCGGAUAUGAUUCUCUAUCUCUCCUACUUCUACAAGCACGCUGAACUCUCCAUUCGGCUGGGCUUCUGGUGGACUGCCAUGUCAAUCGCAGACAUCCUUGCAGCCUUCUUUGGCUUUGGCUUGCUGCAUCUUCGUGGCCAUCUUGGCUACUCCGGCUGGCGAUGGCUCUUCCUUGUUGAGGGACUUCUGACCCUCGUCCUCGGACUUCUGGCUUUCGGCUUGAUGCCACCAUCGCCAACACAGACGAAGAACUGGUUCCGAGGCAAGAAUGGGUGGUUCACGGAGCGCGAGGAGACGAUCAUGGUCAACAGAAUCAUCCGAGAAGAUCCAAGCAAGGGUACGAUGCACAACAGACAGCCCAUCACACCGAGGCUGCUGUGGGAGAGUCUUUCGGACUACGACCUCUGGCCGCUCUACCUUCUCGGGCUGAACUUCCAGACACCAUAUACAACGCCUUACCAGUAUCUGACCUUGACGCUGAAGCAGCUCGGCUUCGGAACCUUCAAGACAAAUUUACUCGUUAUCCCUUCCCAGGUUGGCCACAUCAUCACCAUGCUUUCGUUCACCUACCUGUCGGAAGUUCUAGGCCAGCUCUGGAUCUGGGGCCUGCUUGCCCAGCUAUGGGUAAUGCCUUUUCUGUCGUACAUCUACGCAGUUGAUAUCAACUCUAUCAACAAGUGGACAGCUUACGGAAUCAUGACCCUCUUGCUUUCAUAUCCAAGCGUGCACGCCAUUCAGGUUGGCUGGAACUCCCGCAACUCCAACUCUGUACGCAGCAGAACUGUGAGUGCUGCAAUGUACAACAUGGCUUGCCAGAGUUCGGGCAUUAUCGCUAGCAAUAUCUACCGCAAAGAUGAUCGCCCCAGGUACCGCCGUGGCAAUCGUGUGCUAGUGGCUCUGAAUGUCAUCAAUGUCGGACUCUACGCAUUUGCCAAGCUCUAUUACACUCUUCGCAAUCGCUAUCGCGACCGUAAGUGGGAGUCGAUGACCGCGGGAGAGCGGACGCACUAUCUGGCCACGACGAAGGACAAGGGGAACAAGAGGCUAGACUUCCGCUUCGCUACAUGA
Molecule: messenger RNA, 1734 nt
Organism: Cyphellophora attinorum
Lineage: Eukaryota; Fungi; Ascomycota; Eurotiomycetes; Chaetothyriales; Cyphellophoraceae
Product: putative transporter
Exons: 6
Coding region: 1-1734 (577 amino acids)
Biological process (GO): transmembrane transport
Cellular component (GO): membrane
Molecular function (GO): transmembrane transporter activity
Source: RefSeq, a predicted model, not a curated record